Messenger RNA from Vespula pensylvanica (western yellowjacket), 1932 nucleotides. RefSeq lists its product as uncharacterized. The record is from RefSeq and is a predicted model, not a curated record. Lineage: Eukaryota; Metazoa; Arthropoda; Insecta; Hymenoptera; Vespidae. The transcript is spliced from 2 exons. Bases 197 to 655 code for a protein of 152 amino acids.
ACCAACACCCAACGGCAGGCCUUGUAGAAUCGUCAUCACCAGGAAGUGGACAUCGAGGGACCGUCAUCACCAGGAAGUGGACAUCGAGGGACCGUCAUCACCCGGAAGUGGACAUCGAGGGACCGUCAUCAUUCGGAGAGUGGACAUCCAGAAACUAUCAUUACACAGAAAACAGAUAUCGAGGGACCAUCAUUACAUGGAGAACGGACAUCGAGGGACCAUCAUCAGCCGAAGAGUAGCGGACAUCGAGGAAUCAUCAUCACCCAGAGAACAGACAUCGAGGGACCAUCAUCACCGGAAGAACGGACAUCGAGGGAACAUCAUCACCCGAAGAGUGACGGACAUCGAGGGACAUAAUAUUUGGAAGAGCGAACAUCGAAGGACUAUCAUCAUCCGAAGGGCGGACAUCAAGGAACCAUCAUCCAACUAUUCAAGAAGCAGAUAUCAAAUGUCAAUUUUCCAUAUCAUGAAGAAAUCACCAUCACCGUCCAUAGAAGAUCAUCGAGGGAGCAGAUAUAAUAUUGAAGGACCACCAUUAUUAUUAAGGAGUAGAUAUCGAGAGAUCAUCAUUACUCGGUACAUGGACAUUGAAGAUCUAUCAUCACUCGAAGAAUGGACAUUGAAGGACUGUCAUCACUCGAAGAAUGGACAUUGAAGGAUUUUCAUCACUCGAAGAAUAGACAUUGAAGGAUUUUCAUCACUCGAAGAAUGGACAUUGAAGGAUUGUCAUCACUCGAAGAAUGGACAUUGAAGGAUUUUCAACACUCGAAGAAUGGACAUUGAAGGAUUUUCAUCACUCGAAGAAUGGACAUUGAAGGAUUGUCAUCACUCGAAGAAUGGACAUUGAAGGAUUGUCAUCACUCGAAGAAUGGGCAUUGAAGGAUCAUCAUCACUCGAAGAAUGGGCAUUGAAGGAUUAUCAUCACUCGAAAAACGAACAUUAAAGGACCAUCAUCAUUCAGAGAGACAUCUAAAGAUAAUCUUUAACAUUAGAAAUCAUAGGAUCAUCGCUAUUCAGGAAAUCGGUAUUAUCACAUCAUCUGGAAGAUUGAACAACAUUGAGGAAAUACUAUUAUUUGUUCAGGUAUUACCUACCGAAAGAAUAUGGUCAUUAUCAUUUGAAUUUAGGUAUGAAAAUAUCUAAUAGAAUCAUUAAAAAAAAACAAAUACUGAUAUAUCAUAAUCGUCAUUCUCAUAAGAAUUCAAAUUAUUUAGAUAUCAAAUUAUCAAAGAGUUUAAAUUAUGAGUUAUCAUCCAGAGAAUUAAUCAUGAAUUAAAAGUCAUUAAUUAAAAGUUAUCAUUAUUAUUUACAGAACGAAUAUUGGAAGACUAUUUAAAAAGACAUAGUAUGUGAGAAUAUUGAAUAAAACUAUUAUUGGAAAAUAACUAAUUACAAAAGCAUCAAGAUAUAGGAUCAAUUGACAUCAUAAAACUUUGAUAUCAAAAACUUAAUUUAGAGAUAUUUAAAAUUUCUACGAAAGAAAGAACUUAACUGUUACUAACAUUUUUCUUUUAUAUUAUUUUUAACUUUUAUAUUUUCUUUAUACGUCAUAUAACAUUAUCUUUAUACGUUAUAUAACAUUAUCUUUAUAUUAUAGAAUUUUGAUAUAUUCUAGAAAUUUUCAAAUAUUUAAAAUCUUAAUCCCUAAAAGUUAUCCAUACGUUUUUUUUUUUAUUCAAAAAUAAUAUAAUUGUAGAAGUAUAUAGUAGAGGUAGAAAUAUUUUGCAUGGGAGUAAAAGUAUUUUUGUCGAGUAGAAUUUGGAUAUUUCCAUUUUUAUUUACAGAAGCAUCAUCAAGAUACAUUCGAGUUAUUGUUAGCCUCAAAAUAUAUGCUGUAAAAUUUAAGAUCAUUAACAUGAAGAUUACAAACACUCGAAGAAUCAAGAUCAAGAGAAACGACAUUUUAAUUAAUAAAUAGUAAUUUAAGUUAAU